GUUAAAGAAUAAAAGAUACUGAGUGAUAUACACACAACAGAAAAUGAUCUUUUGUGUGGUAUUGUUAUUAUCAGCAUCAUUUGGGAUUGCAAUAGGUCAACAGGAUCCGUGUUUAGAAAAUGUGUAUUCAACGAUUCCUCACUUAGUGAAAAGGAAUCCGUCAUACGCAAUGGAUGCGGUACCAAUAUGUGACAGAUACCUACCAAAACAAUGGUAUCGGGCGGGAUUUCAUAGCAUGCCAACCUUCGGCCCGAAACUGACAGACUGUGGGACAUUAUAUCCGUACUGGAUGAAUGGAUCACUUCCUGGUAAUGGGACAGUUGCAAACGUCACAGUUUGUCAAGUGGGAUUUGAGAACAAAUGUGCCACUUCUCAUACAAUUCAAGUGAAAAACUGUGGACUGUACGCAGUGUACGAAUUAACUCCACUGACUUCUUGCAAUGCAGCUUAUUGCUUCCAACCAAGCACAACAUGCGUGGAAGGAGUGCCUACAAAUAUAUCUGUCUCCUACUACAAUGUUUCGUGGGAAUCAUUACCGAAUGAAACUGCUCCUUAUCGAAUUCAUAAACCGUCAGUGAAUCUUGUAUGCAACUUUGAACCUAUCAAUAACGGGGGACUACUUUAUGAAGUCAAUUGGUUUAUCGAUAACAAAGAAGUACUUAGGAAUCAAACAUUGUCCUCGGACGAAAGGAUGAAUGCAAUUCUUAGUGCUAGCCAAAUUCUAAGAAUUAAUGGACGAGCGGGAUCUAUGAUCCACUGUGUGGUCGGUGCAAAGUUUAGAGCAGAGGAUUCUCCUUGCUCAUCUAAAUCCAGUCCAUUGUUUUUUGCUGGAAUAAAGCUUUUAAAAGAUAAGUUCGAAAUUAAAAGGAACGAAAGCUGCCUUCUUCAAUAUCAGUUUACUAUUCCGUUUGCCUUUAACACUGUGGUCAUUAACAAUACAGAGAUAGAUGCAUUUUUAUACAUAACUACUGAUGUUAACAAAGACGUUCCAUCUGCAUGCGAUGAUAACAACUAUCGCAAUUGCGAAACAAAAAUAGCGUCUUACAGAUUUAGCGAAAGGAGUCAAUAUGAAACAGAUGAAUGGAAGAGUAUUCGAAACUGGACAUUUUACAAUACUGACGACAAUGAUUACAAAUCUGAGAACCAUCACAUUACACUGCGGCUAAUCGCAGAAGGACCUCCUGGUGAUCUGCAUACGGAUCCAGUCAGGAUUUUUGAGAAGAUUCAUCUGCCAGAUGUAAAGAUAUUGGUAACAGAAUCCAGCAAUGUAUGGAAAGGACAACAAUGCUCUUCAACAACUGAUCCAAAUAUCCGUACCUUUGAUGGGGACUUGUAUCAAUGCAUGUUGAUUGGAACAUUUCAGCUGUACAAAAAUGAAGCUUAUAAUCAAGAAGUUCAAGAAAAACACUAUAUGUGCCAACCAGAUGCAGCUUGUAACUGUGCUGCAGCUGUGAGAUCAGGAAGAGAUAUUUUCACAAUAGAUAUUUGUAAUGGAGGACAACAAAUCAUCAAUUUUCCUCUAUGCGAUGACGGUGUUUUAAAAGUUGUGAAGAAAAACGACCGCCGUUAUGAGAUAUUGCUGCCGACUGGGACUGUAGUGGAUAUUUCAAUUUACUGGGAUACUGAUAACGGCUGGUUUUUAAAAAUCAGGAUAUACCCAUCGACUUCAGAUGUUGAAAACGUAGAAGGAUUAUGUGGAAAUCUAGAUGGAAAUUGGAGAAAUGACCGCAGAGGAAGAGAUAAUGUCCUUUACAACAGAUAUGAAAAUAAUCCUGAUAACUUUUCACGAACCUGGAG
This is a messenger RNA of Saccostrea cuccullata (small rock oyster), 1797 nucleotides long. Its product is annotated as von Willebrand factor D and EGF domain-containing protein-like. NCBI's taxonomy places the organism in Eukaryota, Metazoa, Mollusca, Bivalvia, Ostreida, Ostreidae. The transcript is spliced from 12 exons. The annotation marks the transcript as partial. The record is from RefSeq and is a predicted model, not a curated record.